Anas platyrhynchos (mallard) is the source of this 2083-nucleotide messenger RNA. It is a transcript of the gene ENKUR, whose product is annotated as enkurin, TRPC channel interacting protein. NCBI's taxonomy places the organism in Eukaryota, Metazoa, Chordata, Aves, Anseriformes, Anatidae. Gene Ontology annotation, molecular function: calmodulin binding. The record is from RefSeq and is a predicted model, not a curated record. Gene Ontology annotation, cellular component: acrosomal vesicle; axonemal microtubule.
GUACGCGCGCCGCUCUUAGCUUCACCUCCGCCAAGUGCGCAUGCGCAACCCGCCGAGGGGAGGGCGGGGGGAGCGAUGGCGUAGCCCCGCCCCCUCGGUGCGCUGUCGCCUAGCAACGAGUUUCCCGGGCAACCGCGGCCGCGACGCCGGGCCACAAGAUGGCGGCCCCGGAGAGCAUCUAUAACCUCCUGCCCCGCCUGCAGGAGCCGCCCGCCAGGCCGCCCAGGUAUAUAUCAACAUUUAGACCGUCUGUGAAACAAGAAAUAGAGAAAAGUAAAGCUCAGUGGAAAACUAUGGGGCCAGCAAAAGUUGCGGUGCCGUCUCCAAAAAACUUUCUGAAGAAACAUUCAAAGGAACCCAAGCUACCAGCGAGAAAAAAAGAACAGGAUAGUAAGAAAUUGCCUGCAUUAUCAGUCCCACGGAGGACAGAUCACCCAGUUAUGGGAAUUCAGAGUAAAAAGAAUUUUAUAAAUACAAAUGCAGUUGCUGCUAUCACAGGAUUGCCUAAAAAGCCUCAACCUAUUUAUGUUGAUAGAAGACAAGGAGACAAAUAUCUGCUUGAAACUUCAGGACUUGUUCCAAAAUAUAUUAAGAAAAAGGAUUAUGGUAUUACACCAAAAUAUGUGACACAGAGAACUGAAGAAACAAAGAAAGCUCAGAAAGAUUAUGAGACCCAGGUCUUGGAGUGUCUCAAGAAAAAAGCCAUGAAGCAGUUAUCUGAUGAAGAAAGGGAAAAUCUUCUACAGGGGCUGAAAAAGAACUGGGAGGAAGUGCAUCAUGAAUUUCAGUGUCUUUCGGUAGAAAUAGACACCAUACCCAAGAAGUUGCAUAAAGCAAAGCUGGAAUCACAGAUGAAACAACUGGAGCAUGACAUAGAUGUAAUUGAGAAGCAUAAAGUUAUCUACAUUGCAAAUAAGUAAGGACUGUUUUUCAGAUAUUGCCGCUUUUCUCCUUCUAUACCCCUGUCCUUCCAAGAAAAAAAAAAAAAAGCACAAAGCUGAAAAAAGAAAUUGAAAGUUUCAACUAUUCAGAAGAAGGUAAUAUUCAACUAACAUAAAGAUGUAGCUUCUUAUAAAAAUUGUUACAUAUAGCUAAUUCUCAUCUGUGUAAUCCACAAGUUUUUCAAAUAGGAUGUUUAAUAUGACUUCAAAUAUAUGAACAUGAUUUUAAUCUAUUUUUCUUUGUAAUUUUUAUCAACUACUAAAAUGUCUAUAAAUAUCACACAAAAAGCAUAAGAAAUACUGUUUUGUAUGUUUGGAGCACUUCUUUCCCUCGUAGCAAAAACUAAGUGGAAUAAUUGGCUGCUGAAGACAGCUUGGUAAAUACAACUUCAGGGUGGGAUGGCUUCUGGUCUAGUUAUUAAAGAGCUGUUGUGCUUUACUUAAAAGCUUGAACGAUUGUAUUUCUAAAUGGCUUGGCUUCUACAUAACAUUUUGUGUAUUCAUUUUUUGUUACUAAAAACAAAUUUUGUAGCAGAAGCCUAUAAUAAUAUAGGAACUCAAGCAAUAUGGAUACCACAUGUAGCUUGGUAUUCUGAUGUAAAAAAUAACACCAUAAUACUAUAUUAAAUCUACAACUAAAGUACAAAAAUGUGUUUUGAUUGCUUUUAUAUGUGUAAAGUUAGAAUGAAAACAAUAUAUUACUGUGUGAGUCAUGACCUAGGCAGAAAUGAUAUUGACAUAGUGUACAGCAAUUAUUUCCAUAAAAAGAAAAAAUGCUUUUCUUUCUUACUGCUUAACCUUUACUUCAGAACACAGCUUUUUCUGUAUUAUUUCAAUUAUUUCCACCAGCAGCUGUUGUGACUUCAUAAUAUCUGACAGCAGAAGAGGAUGGUGUCAAGCAUUUUAAAUAAACUAUUAAAAGCCAGAUUUUCAUGUGCGUUAGUUAAUUUCAUAAAUCUGCCCGGAAAGGACCUUGAAGACUUCACAGUGAUUCUAAGUUAUAUUUCUUGUGCAUCUUAAACUUGUCUAUGACAUGCACUCAGAAAGCUUGGGGUGAGCAGGAAUGUGUAUUUUGUUGUUUCUAACUUGCAGUAAAGCAGUAAUGUCUAUUUUUGAAAGGUAUAAAAUAAGCUGAAAGAAAA